AUGUCCCGGCGUGUGUUUACUUUUGCGGUGCUGCUACCCGUCGUCGUGAUGGUGUGCUGUGAAGUUGGAGGUGCACGCGCUGCGGAGGGUAAUGUAAGGGAUAAAGUUGUUGCGUUGAUGGGGAUUAAAAAGGAACAGCUUGACAACUGGGAGGAUGUUUCUAACGCUGGUGGUAAAUAUGGCUUGCUUCUUGGUCCCAAUCUUGUUGAGGUGCAGGGUCAUGUAUUUGCUAUUGCUGAAGCCGAUUGCAAGGAUGGCGGCGACUGCAGCAACGUCAGCUUUACUGGGGUUGCGUCAUGGUACCUUGAUCUAAGUGGUGUCGCUGGUCCAACGGAGAUCUCGACGGCGGGUGCGAGUAAGUUUGGCGCAUAUCCUCUAAAGGAAGGGUCUGAGGGCGUCAGCACCACAAACGGCAUAACGCGACCAACGACACUUGUAAUUGGGGACAGUGUCUAA
Molecule: messenger RNA, 456 nt
Organism: Trypanosoma cruzi
Lineage: Eukaryota; Euglenozoa; Kinetoplastea; Trypanosomatida; Trypanosomatidae
Product: trans-sialidase, putative
Exons: 1
Coding region: 1-456 (151 amino acids)
Source: RefSeq, a predicted model, not a curated record